Drosophila sulfurigaster albostrigata is the source of this 3072-nucleotide messenger RNA. RefSeq lists its product as uncharacterized. The record is from RefSeq and is a predicted model, not a curated record. The transcript has 3 exons. NCBI's taxonomy places the organism in Eukaryota, Metazoa, Arthropoda, Insecta, Diptera, Drosophilidae. The coding region runs from base 184 to 2943 and encodes 919 amino acids.
CAUUCACUUCCAAUUUUUUAUGACACACGAAGAUUUUCUGUUUUUUAGCUACAAAUUUUACAUUGAUUAAAAUUUUUCAUUUUCACAAAAUUGUAAAAAGCUCAAGAGAGAGUUAAGAAAAACCAAUUUAAGAGACUAGACAUCUAGUCGUAAGUAAUACAGAUAUAUUGAUAAGCGAUUGUAAUGGAUCCAUUGAAGCAGAAUUAUACCUACGAUGUCAUAUUGCGAAAGGCGCAACUGCCACGCCCCGAAGAUGGGGAUGGCGACGAGGUCGAUCGCACUUUUAGCGUUCGUCUUUUCAAUGAAUUUGUCGAUCUGACGGCCAAUCGCAUACUGACCGAACACUUUCCCUGCAAGUUCCUAGGUGAGCUUGUCGCCAGUCCCUGCGAUCUCAUUGGCUCCUUGAGUUCCAAAGGCAUCUGUGUGACUGUCUACGAUAAUCAGGAGAUCUUGGGCUCUGGCAAUGCGAUGCUUUCGGAUUCGGUGCUGCGCAAGUUGGUUAAUCAGACCUUUAAGGUCAACGAAGUGGUCUCUGUAGAUAUAACGAAGGAUAAGAAAACAGUUGGCACACUAGAGCUGAAUGUGAAACUCGCCUCAGCGGAUCCUGAUCUAGACACUCGAUUGCAUCACUUUGGCUGCUAUGAUAUUUGUCGACCGCUGGACAAGUCGGUGAAUCCUCGAGAUGUCGUCUUCACACUCGGUCGCUCAAACAGAUGUGCAGCCACCACCUGUAUUACCGAUGAGCGUCUGAUGUCGGGAGCUGGCGCUCCUUUUAACUGUAUGCAUGAGAAGGGUGGCCCCAAAGAACAAUGCGGUUGCUUCAUAGCCGGUGUCAAGCCGCCUCCUGCUCUGGAUCAGAGCAAGGAACGUGAACAGAAGCUGCUCAAGAAACUGCUCACUGAUCUGGAUAUAGAUCGAGAACAUAUACCCACACCUCCUCCAGGUCAUACGCAGUCCAGGCAGCAGAAGUGUCAGUGUCGUAAGUCCAGCGACAGCAGCUAUUUUUCACCCAUGGAAUUCUGGUCAGAUGUGCUAGACACUGACGACGAUGAUGAUGAUGGGGUUGAUGAGGAGGCAGAAUCUCCAGAUGUGGGUUUAUUACCGCAUCAGCUCCAAGAGCUGGAAGCAAAACGCAAGAAGGCGCUAGGCGUUUGUCCGACAAUCCCAACGCCUGAGCUGACAAACGUCAAGUACAAGCCGCCGAAUCUGUGCCCAGUUUGCAAUGCCAACAUCACCUGGCUGCCCAAGGUGGCCGCGUGUCCUUACUGCGGCUACAAACGCUUCGACAUGGACAAGCCCAGCGAGGAGCCCUUCGAUGAGACGGCAACAGCCGCCGAAGUAUUGCGCAAUCAUUUCAUGCAAACGCGCUUCGCAGAUGGCGACAACCAACGGAAGCAUUCGGCUUGUGCCUCUAGCGACCCGAAAGUAGAGUCGCCAAUAGCUGGCAAGGUGCCAAAGGAAUGCAGCUGCAGCUCUUUGAGAGUCUGCACACGAUGUCGCAUUAAGGAGCUGUGUGAGCAGAUGUUUCACAUGGACAUCAAAUCGAAGACGCCAAAGUUGCCAGCAUCGUCGCCAGCCACGACCAAGGGUGUGAAGGAAAAGACCUCAACGCCAUCGAUGCGCCGUGAGCAACUAGUCAACAUCUUUACAGAGAUGCGGGAUAAUUAUGCGAGUAAGGAGGGUAAAGAGCAGACAGCGGAGCAGCUUUGUGCAGCAAAGGGCAAGUCGGGUAAGGCAGGCAAAAAAGGCGCCAAGUCGGGAGGCAAGUCGGGUAAGCCUGGUGGCAAGAAACGCACUUCACCUGCUGUCAAAAAACUGCUGAAGGAACUGGAUCAGAGCAUGCCCAGCAAGCCCAAGAAGAAGAAGAAGGCAAAGCGACGCUCGCGUUCCAAGCGCUACACUUUCUUGGAGUCGAAGCCGCCUGUCAAACCAGUGACCACACAUCAGUGUUGUGCACGUGGAAAGGGUCGAGUGCCCUGCAACAUGGGCUGGAUGUGGACAGCUAACGAGUUGGCACGUCACAGAUGCUGGAAACCCGGCGCCAUCACGAAACCUAUACGCGAGCUAAUGUCUUAUUUUCUGCGCGAUUACCCUGUCGAUGUGAUUGGCACAUCCCGUCGACAUUGUGGCAAAAGGAAGCCGGAUGACGUCUCGCAGACUGAAGAGGAGCCGUUGGUGCAGCAUCCAACUCUACACAUUGUGAAGAAGCAUGAUGAGUACAUCAUAACGUUGCGGCCGCUCAAAGAUCCCAAGACAUUGUCUGUGGCCGCCAAUCCGUAUGCGAACAUGAAGCCAGUGGUGUUCCGUAUUGUUAAGGAUCCGGUUGCGGCAGGCGAACGCGAGAUGAAGAUGACGCUGCAGGAUAAUGGUUUCCCGGUUUGCACUUGCAAUCAGCCGAUUGCCAAUUGCUUUUGUCGCAGCCACAAUGAUAAACUGAUUGUUGAACAGGCUGUGCGGAGUCUGGCAGCUGAACGUGGCUGGAAGGACAUUACAGGCAGCUUUGUUUACAACGAUCUUUCGGAUAGCGACAGCGACAAUGAGCUGGACUUUGGCGUCACGCCGCCAGCGGGAGUUAUAAAACCAGAGCGUAUGCGGCAACCAGAUCGAGCUCACUGCGAGACACAAUAUGAUGCGAAUGAUUGGGCCAUGCCGACCAUGUUUCCUCAUCCGCCAAGUGCUCUGGUGCAGUAUGGCGGUUGUGUAGUUGGCGAGCGGAAAGGACGCUUCCCCUGGAUUAUGGGCAAGGGAUUUGUGCAUAGGGAGCAGAAGCCAGCAAAGAAAAUUAACCAACCCAAGAAGGAGAAGAAAUCAAAGGGCAGGCAAAAAGGGGGCUACGAUGCGGGAGAUUUUCAGGCGAAUUAUUUACCCUUUCAUCGAAAUUGGCACAAAUCGAAUGCGCCGCUCAAAACUCCGUUGACUUACGACAGUGGACCACUUCGAUAAAGUGAUAAAAAUACAAAAAAAAAGGAACCAGUAAGAUAACGUAAUGUAGAAGAUACAAAUUUUAAGUAUAAUCCAAAAAUAUUGUUAACUGAGAGUUGGUAAUUAAAUCGUAUUUUAUUAAUAUUAAAA